Molecule: messenger RNA, 431 nt
Organism: Dreissena polymorpha
Lineage: Eukaryota; Metazoa; Mollusca; Bivalvia; Myida; Dreissenidae
Product: putative nuclease HARBI1
Exons: 3
Coding region: 62-382 (106 amino acids)
Source: RefSeq, a predicted model, not a curated record
UCCAGAUCCUGAGCGUGGAUAUUUACUGGGUGACAGCGGUUAUCCGUGUCGUCCUUUUUUGAUGACUCCCUUCAUGCAGCCAGUGUCAGAUGCUCAGCAGAGAUACAAUACCGCUCACAUCGGCACACGGAAUUGCAUAGAAAGAGCCUUUGGAGUUUGGAAAAGGACGUUCCAUGUACUCCAUGGGGAGAUACGCAUGAAACCCACCAAGGUCACGCGAAUUGUGAUAGCCUGUGCCGUACUGCACAACUUGAGAUUGAUGUGGGGUGAACCACCAAUGGAUCCAGAACAGCUGGAUGACGUACCACAAGGCGACAUGUUUCAAGCGGCAAAUGAUGGCAGACGAGUUCGGGACACAAUUGUUGCCAAUUACUUUAUGUAAUGUUAUUGAUAUUUUCUAAAACAUCGCCAUUAAUUACAUGAAUUAAUGG